CGUCACGGCCAAUGGGCAGGCAGCGCGGGACUUUCAAGUCUUGUCUCGCCCAAUCGGAGACAGUCGGUGCCUAUAAAAAGUGGGGCGGCGGGCGGAGGGGGCGUUAGUGUGGCUGCGGCGGCGCGGUUGAGGUGGUGAUUUGGUUGGUAUGGCUCGCACGAAGCAGACGGCCCGCAAGUCGACGGGUGGCAAGGCCCCGCGCAAGCAGCUGGCCACCAAGGCGGCCCGCAAGAGCGCGCCGGCCACGGGCGGCGUGAAGAAGCCGCACCGCUACCGGCCGGGCACCGUGGCCCUGCGGGAGAUCCGGCGCUACCAGAAGUCCACCGAACUGCUGAUCCGCAAGCUGCCGUUCCAGCGGCUGGUGCGCGAGAUCGCGCAGGACUUCAAGACCGACCUGCGCUUCCAGAGCUCGGCGGUCAUGGCGCUGCAGGAGGCGAGCGAGGCCUACCUGGUGGGGCUGUUCGAGGACACGAACCUGUGCGCCAUCCACGCCAAGCGCGUCACCAUCAUGCCCAAGGACAUCCAGCUGGCGCGCCGCAUCCGCGGGGAGCGGGCUUGAGUGAGCGCUCGGCUCGGUUCGAGGUUCCAUCCCAUCCAAAGGCUCUUUUCAGAGCCACCCACGACAGCACUUAAAAGAAGCUGUGCCACUUAAGUCGUCUGUCCGCUUCUUGCCGGCGGACGCUUCCCUAUCGCGGGAGGGUGGGACAGACGAGUGUUCAUGACCUGUGACGUAAAGGCCACGAGCCGGAUCCAGGUUCCCUGUUGGCUAGCUUCCCUCUCUCGGCGGCCAGGUUCCUCCGUUUCGCUUCUGCGAAAUGGCGGUGCACGCUCGCUUUACUGAUGGGUGUGGGGUGGUCUUUUAGCCGCUCCACCGUGACCCAGGUUGUAAGCUGUCUGGGAAGAGAAAAUGGGAUUUCAUGGUCGAGAGAGGCCCGAGACAACGGAGUUUCUGUGCGACGCUAGAGACUUGACAUCCAGUGGGCACCCCGGCUGGCUUUUUUUUUUUUUUUUUUUUUUUUUAAAGAUUAUUUAUUGACAGAUCACAAGUAGGCAGAGAGACGGGGAAGCUGGCUCCCCGCCGAGCAGAGAGCCCAAUGUGGGGCUUGAUCCCAGGAUCCUGAGAUCAUGACCUGAGCCGAAGGCAGAGUCUUUAACCCACUGAGCCACCCAACCCCUGGCUGGCUUUUUUAAGCCACGGGGAGUCGCGCGGCGUCGCUGUGCGCGGACGACCUCCACAUCCCAGUCGGAAGUGGCCCCGAAAGGCGCGGCGCUCUGGCUGGGGAGGGAAAUCGCCACCUUCGUAUGGCCCUACCUCCGCCGCGUCGAGAUCUGGAUUCCUGAGCUUUACUAGCGGGUUGGGUGUCAGUAAUGCCCAGGCUUCUCAGAUCAACCGGAUUUUGCUGGUCCAAAGUCCCUUGUGGGUCUGAGCGACUUUGCCAGAGGUCUUAAGUCCUUGACGUUCUCAUUUUCCCCAAUCCUGUCCCCACCCAGUCCCCCUUUUUAAUGCCAGUGGACUUCAAGGCAGGUAGUAUGGGCAGCUCCAAGCAGAAAUGGACCAGAGGACAAAGAGGGGCCGGCUUCUGCAGCCCGGCAUUCAGUUCUGACAGUCCUGUGGGUUUCAAUAAAAAGAGCGGCAGCCGCCGGAAGGUUCAAAGACCGCCUUAACCAAGGCCCCUCCCCGCGAUCUUUGCUGAUUGGUACCGUUACCUGCUCACGUCCGCAGCAGGAGACUCCUGUUCCUCCAGAACAACCCCAGAUGCAGACAGAAAACUUUGUGCAUGUAGUAGAGGAGUUGUCCAGCGCGGGGCGCUCGUAGUUCAAGCUCUUGGGCAGCUGGAACCAAUGGGAGGCGCACAACCCGCUCUGCUCCUCCCUUUCCGUGAUUAUAUUUGGCGGCCCUAGAAUCUGUGAGGGCAGAGACCAGUUUAUCUCCGACGGGCGAUUCGUACACCAGAUGAAAGUGGAAGAUACCUUUUGGUAUCUUAGAAACGAGUCGGUUGGGGCCUUGGAAAGCCGGCACUGCGCAAGACUCAGCAGCAAGUGUGUGGGUGACCCCUCUUUGAACAGCACUUAUUUGCACCUGGAAAAGGCCAAGAGUUUGUGUUUUUGUUCACAGGUAAAACCAUUAGAGACUGGUGGAAAUUCACUGAGAACAGAAACUGAGGAAGAAAGACUUGAAAAUUUUUUUGCCUUUUUGCAAGGAGUGUGGGGUGGGGGGGAAAGAGAGAGCAGUAUGGAUUUUAGCUCCGG
Messenger RNA from Mustela lutreola (European mink), 2250 nucleotides. RefSeq names its product histone H3. The record is from RefSeq and is a predicted model, not a curated record. The transcript has a single exon. Bases 149 to 559 code for a protein of 136 amino acids. Gene Ontology annotation, molecular function: protein heterodimerization activity; structural constituent of chromatin; DNA binding. Gene Ontology annotation, cellular component: nucleosome. NCBI's taxonomy places the organism in Eukaryota, Metazoa, Chordata, Mammalia, Carnivora, Mustelidae.